AUGUCUUCCUGGCACUCCUUGGCUGACAGGCCCAUCCUGGUUGGGAGGGGAGACGAAGAGAGAGGAGGGGGAGCUGGCAGUAGCAUCGAGCCACAGCUCCUAGCUUCUCUGCCAGGUGGGGUUUUGCCUCUUGGUAGUGUAGGCGUGGUAUUGAACAAAGUAGAACUCUUCUUUGAUAAAACAACAGACAGCACCCAACCCAUGGGAGGCAAAACCGAUGAUGCAAAAGCCUCAGAGAAGGGUAAGGUGCCUUCCAAGAGCUCAUCUGGCAUCCAGCGCUCACCCUCAGAUGCUGGCAGGAGUAGUGGGGACGAAGGCAAGAAACCCCCUUCUGGCAUCACACGCCCACCCACCACAGGCUCAUUUGGUUACAAGAAGAUCCAGGGUGCCACUGGCACGCUAAUUACCUCCAGUGGUGCGACACUCGCCAGUGGCUCAGCAACUCUGGGCAAGACGCCCAAAUCUUCAGCUGCCAUCAGCAAAGGUGCAAGCAUCAGUGGUGUGCGGAAGACCAGUCUGGAUGGCUCACAGCCCCAGGAUGAUGGCAUCCUGCUCAGCUGCAGUGGCUCGAAAGUGACCCUGCAGUACCGCUCCUUACCCAGGCCGGCUAAAUCCUCCAGUGGGGUGGCCGCAGGGCGCAGCGGGCAUCGCUCCAGCUCCAGCAGCAUCGACUCAAAUGUCAGUGGCAAGUCAGCCGGUGGGGCAACAACGCAAACAGGCACUAAACGCAGGGAUGGAAAAGUGGGCUCAGAACGCUCUAGUCCCAUCACCAUCAACCAGACAGAUAAGGAGAAAGUGGCGGUGUCAGAUCAAGACCCAGCAGCAGGACUAUCCACCUCCCCAAAGUCUAGCCCCACCUCCACCUCAACAGGCCAGUCAGGCCUCAGGCAACCAGGCUCCAAGUACCCCGAUAUCGCUUCUCCAACCUUUCGCAGAUUGUUUGGUACCAAAGCUAGCAGCAAGGCCAGCUCUCCUGGCACGCCCGACUCUGGCAAGUGCCCCUCAAUACUGGGCAGCCCGCACGGCACACUGGCGAGACAAGCCAGUCUGGACUCGCCUUCCUCUGGCACUGGGAGCCUGGGCAGCGCUGGCGGCCUGAGCGGUGGCAGCAGCCCUCUGUAUGGUAAAACCCCAGACCUGUGCACCGACUCCCCGGCCUCCAGCCCAGCCUCUGGCCUCUCCCUGCCCUCCAACGCUCGGCCCUGGCCUGCCUGUAGCUCAUCUGCUGGCAGCAAGGACACACUGAGCUGCCAAAGCAUGACCAGUCUGCACACCAGCUCUGAGUCCAUUGAUAUGCCGCUGGGCCACCAUGGGCCCAAGGUUACACGAACCGGCAGUGUCAAGUCCACCCUGUCUGAGGGCAUGCCACUUGACAGAAACACACUUCCCAAAAAGGGACUGAGAUACCCUACCUCCUCCAGGCAGACAUCUCAUGAAGAAGGGAAGGAGUGGUUGAGGUCCCAUUCAACAGGAGGUCUUCAGGAUACUGGCAGCCAGUCCCCUCUGUCUCCUCCUGGAGCCUCUUGCACCACCACAGGAAAAUACCACUACUCCAACCUCUUGAGCCCCACCAACAUCAGUCAGUAUAACCUGCCACCAGGCAGCACCAGCAUGAGCCGCUCCAACAGUAUCCCCACCCAGGACUCCUUUGACCUGUAUGGAGAGGGUCACCCACUGGGUGGCAGCGCAACCUCUCUGGAGGAACGACCACGUGCCAUCAGCCGCUCUGGGUCCUUCAGAGACAGCACUGAUGAAGUCCAUGGCUCCUCACUGUCUUUGGUUUCCAGCACGUCGUCACUGUAUUCUGCGCAAAUCAGAAAGCUGCGUCGGGAGCUGGACGCCUCUCAGGAGAAGGUGGCGACUCUGACAUCUCAGCUGGCUGCCAACAACACAGACGCCCAAACAGCUAUCCAGGUGGCACUCAAUGGCCCAAACCACCUUGACAGAGAUCUGAGGAUUAGACGGCAGCACUCUUCAGAAAGUAUGUCCAGUAUUAACAGUGCAGCCAGUCAUUCCAGUAUGGGCAGCUUGGGCAAGGAUGCCGAAGACAAAAAGAAGAAGAAGAAGAGCUGGUUACGAAGCUCCUUCAAGCAGGCGUUCAGCAAGAAGAAAACCAAAUCGCAAUCAGCCCACGAUGAGAUGGAGGAGAUGACCGACUCUCUGCCUUCCUCGCCCAAACUGCAGCACGACAACAGGCAAGGCAGUAUUGCCACGCUGCGCUCUUCACCCUCCACCACAGACAAGUGCGUUUGCGAUAGCAAGUCUUCCCCCAUUUGGACGGCAAAGAAAAAGCUAAAUGGUUAUGUGGUCUACAAGCACAGAUCUCGGCUAUGUGAAUGCACUGAGGCUGAGGCAGAAAUCAUCCUCCAGCUGAAGAACGAGCUGAGGGAGAAGGAGCUCAAGUUGACGGACAUCCGCCUGGAGGCACUUAGCUCUGCCCAUCACCUGGACCAGAUCCCCUGUCAGUCAGUGUCUUUAAAAGCAGUUUCUGUUAGAUUUGCUAUGAUUUUCUUUAUUUGCAACACACAGAAUGAGAUUGAGAUGCUGAAAGCAGAAAAUGAUCGUCUGAAGUCCAGCGGUAACGCAACACCGACAGCCACACCCGUGAAGACAGCCCGGCCACCCUCUGAGACCUCGAGCACCUCCUCAUCCUCCUCACGUCAGUCCUUGGGGCUGUCCCUCAAUAACCUCAACAUCACAGACACCAUCAUGUCAGAUAUUCUCCUCGAUGACAGCUAUGAGGGCAACCUACGCAAAGAGGGCCGCAGUGUGCGAAUAGUGGUUACCAUCAGCAGUGGGCCAAAUAUCACCAAGGGUACACAAAGCCACGAGUACCUGAUUGGGUCUAUAGGUGUGAGUGGGAAAACCAAGUGGGAUGUCCUGGAUGGGGUUAUCCGACGCCUCUUUAAAGAGUAUGUGUUCCGCGUGGAUCCUCUGACCAGCUUGGGUCUCAGCUCAGACAGUAUUGUCUGCUACAGGAUGGGUGAGGUGAUUCGCUCCCACGCCUCUGAAGUGCCUGAGCUGCUGCCCUGCGGCUACCUGGUGGGUGGCAACAACAUCAUCAAGGUCAACCUUAAAGGUGUUAAGGAGAACAGCAUAGACAGUCUCGUGUUUGACACUCUCAUCCCGAAGCCCAUCAUCCAGCGAUAUCUCAACCUGUUGAUGGAGCACCGUCGGAUCAUCCUCUCAGGACCCAGUGGCACCGGUAAAUCCUUUCUGGCUGCCAAACUGGCUGAGUACAUCAUGUCCCACAUGGGGCAGGAAGUGACGGAGCACAAUGUGGCCAGCUUUAAUGUCGACCAGAAUUCCAGCAAGGACCUGCGUCAGUACCUAUCAACCCUGGCUGAGCAGUGUAACUCUGAGGACACGGACACAGAGCUCCCCACUGUGGUCAUCCUGGACAACCUCCACCAUAUCGGCUCCCUCAGUGACAUUUUCAACGGCUUUCUCAACUGCAAGUAUCACAAAUGCCCUUACGUUAUUGGGACCAUGAAUCAGGGGGUGUCUUCGUCUCCUAACCUCGAGCUGCAUCACAACUUCAGGUGGGUGCUGUGCACCAACCACACUGAACCAGUCAAAGGUUUCCUGGGGCGCUUCCUACGGCGGAAGCUGAUUGAGACAGAGAUUGAUAAGAAUAUGCGCAGCAACGACCUGAUUAAGAUCAUCGACUGGAUCCCCAAAACCUGGCAGCACCUCAACAGCUUCCUGGAGGCACACAGCUCCUCCGAUGUCACCAUAGGCCCUCGUCUGUUCCUGUCCUGUCCCAUGGAUGUAGAGGGUUCUCGGGUUUGGUUCACUGACCUGUGGAACUACUCCCUGGUGCCCUACCUGCUGGAGGCUGUCAGGGAAGGACUGCAGCUGUACGGCAAAAGAGCUGCAUGGGAAGAUCCAUCCAAGUGGGUGAAUGACACAUAUCCAUGGAACGCCGCCUCACUGCAGCAGGACGGGCAGUCGCUGCUCCAGCUGAGGCCGGAGGACGUGGGAUAUGAUGGAUACAGCUCGUCCAAGGAGGGCGCCUCAUCCAAGCAAGUGUCUCAGAGUGACACUGAGGGAGACCCACUGAUGAACAUGCUGCUACGGCUGCAGGAGGCAGCAAACUACUCCAGCACGCAGAGCUGCGACAGUGACAGCACCAGUCACCAUGACGACCAGCUAGACUCUUCACUGGAGUCAGCACUAUGAGAGCAAGAGAUACUGAUCCCCUAACCCGCACCCCUUGGACCUCCCAGAACCUGGGAACUAUCAAACCCCCAUCACCACCGGACACCCCUAUAGUUAGCAAAUGAUAUAUGAAAAGUUUUAUUAUCCAAAAUGAUUUACCCAACAUUUGAGAGAGAAAAAAGCCUAUUUUUACACAGCGAUGGUGCAAUAUUAAAUCAGAUUAUUUUAUGUCUUAAAGAUGUGUCUUCAACUUGGUCCCCGGUGAUCAAAAAGGUAAACGACAAUAUGCGUAAGAUCGAAUCUAUUUUACUGACAUCGGAUAGUGUUCGCCAGUCAUUUUUAAUGGAUGUGUAACAUUUGAAGAAUACAACUUUUCAUAUAUAUUAUAGGUUUUAGUGUGACUGAUAAGGAACGUCACACUUUGUUCACACUUUUCAUUUUGGGUGUGAGAAAAUGAAAGAAGUUCAGCGUGAUCAAACUGGAUUUUUUGUUAUCUAGUUAUAUUUUCAGGUGUUUACAUUUAGGGUCGGGUUUUGUUGUGUAUGUCUUUCCUUGUUUACAGAGGUGCUUCUCACAGACACACACUCAAAUGAAUGCACUUGCACACAGGCAGCAGGAGGAGACUCUCUGUUAAUGAAAGCUUUUAAAAGUUCAGGCCAUCAUUUAAUCUACAGUCCAGCCUGCCACAGUGUCCUUGAGCAAAGUACCAUAUCUCCACCACUUCUGACUACCCUGAUCUCUUACACUAUCUUUCAGGUGAUGUAUUGCUCUCUAGUGGCCACAGGCUGUUUUACAUCCAGAGUGUUUACACACAAAUCAUCAGGUUUCAGUAAAAGUUAUUUAUGGUCAACCAAACCUGUUCCUUACUGGGUUUGGAGUAGAUUUUGUUCACCGCUGUACCAUUUUUAAAAAAUAUCUUUGCUUUUUGUGAACAUGAUGAGGGUGUAGCUAAUAUUGGAGCAUACUAACACACUCUGCUGCCCUCAGCUCAGUCACUAGUUGAGCCUCAUGGUGCUGGUCUCCUGCCCUGAACGUUGUCGGCGUCAGGCACUGCCAAGCCGCUCCUCGCCCCCACCCUCCAUGCCGACAACAAGCACAACGAAAGCGCAUUGUCUGUGUGUCUGUGUGUGUGAUCCAGUCUCACUACUACUGUGAAGAAAAAAAAUUGAAAAGUGCCAACGUUUCGUUUCGAUUUGACUGCCAAAUGUAAACACAAUGCAGAGCCGAACAUGGUUGUAGACUUAGAUUACUGUUCUUGGCCUGCUGUCAAUGUUUAGCUGAAAUGUACCGUGAUGAGAGCAGACAGCGCCCUCUGUGGAUUGUUACAGGAGUAACCAGGUAUUUUUGGCAGUCUGCACAGGGUUUGGUGCAACGUAGGCUGACCCUGAGUUCAGUAAUACCUAACAGAGUAGCGUGGUAUUCUGCGGCCCUCAUUAGAAAUUCUUUUUUGACAUGUGCUUCGGUUUCUACCCAAAAGGAAUCCAAAUUGUCGCAUCCGUAUACAAGUUAACCAGAUCAGUCAAAGAGCUGAAUAGGGGAACAAUGAUAUUGGUGCUUUCUCCACUGCCUUAAAUGUUCAAAAGUUUUUUUCAAGCAUCUUCUGGUGAGAAGACGAGAUGGUAUUGAUAUGCUUCCUGCUAUGUCAAAGAUGCUGCUUGCAGUGGGACAAACAGCCACUUUUGUUUGUUUUCCCUCCCUUUCCCUCUAAAGCACCCUUUCUCCUUUCUGACAGUUAGAUUAUAAAAGAGUGAAUAGUGUAUUUGAAUUUGACCGAUAUUGUAUGAACAUUUAAAAAAGUAUAUAAAAUAGAGGGGUUGGGAUAUUUUUUUAAGUUGUUGUUUUGUGCCCAGUUGAGCUGGGCUCACUUGAACUGAUAGGAGCACAACCAAACUGUUUCAGGUGUUCUUGCCUGAUGAGCAUGUCUUGAACCUUUUUAAAGGGGAUGCAUUAUGAGGAGACCUUUACCUUUAUGUAUGCGUGUAUUGGACGGAAGCCAUUUAGAUUUUUGAUUGUCCUCUCUUUGUUUAUCGAGUGGGUUGGUUUUGCACACUUUGAGGUUGGGUUGGGUUGUAAAUACUUAAGUCUUGCACAGUGAAUCAAAGAUGCAUUCUGCCCUGUCGAUGUUCCAAUAUGCUUAAUCCGCCGAAUAAAUUAUUGUACUUUGAAAACAGAGAGAAAAAAAAAAGAAAUGCAAAAUUCAACACGCUGUCAGAAACAGGUGUGUGUCUUGUGGUGAUUGGAUGUUGUGCCUAUGCAGGAGGCAUACAGUGUACAGUAAGAAACAGCUUUUUUUUUAACUCACUGAAAUCACAAAAGGAGAAGAAAAAAAAUAGGCACUUACUCCAGUAUUCCUCAUCCUGCCAUAAUAUUUUCUGGAUCUUAGGAAUCCCAGUUGUUCAUUAGAAACACUUCCCCUCUGGACGUUUUAACUGAAGCUUACCGCUACGUUAGGCUUGCUAGUUGGCCGAGGCACCGAAGCUGAUCUGACACCGUACUGUAAACAUUUACCAACAACCAACAGGUGCUACUGGUCAGAGCUCACCAGAGACCAAGAAGUCAUGUUGUCACAACCUCAGGACAAUUCUAUCCUCUACAAUCCUACCUGUGUUCAGCUUCACGCGUGUCUCCGCAGCCAAGUUGUUGAUGGUCCGCACAUUCUUUUGGCAAAGGGGUGUAGUUGCAUGCUAAAGGGGUGGUUGCUCCUUACCUAGACUUACACCCGCAUAUCAAACCUAUCUACACUCCUAUUAACAGUGUACACCAUGGUGACAUUUUCCCCACUUAACACUUUGCAGUUACAUCUCAGUUGAAAACCAUAGCAUUUACUCUGGUUUGAGAGAACGUUUUCUUCUUUUUGGGUGAAACAUUUGUCCUUAAAUGUUUUAUAUUUUGUACAUUUGUAUGUAACAUAUCAUGUAAAUAGACAGAGACAGUGAUUUACCUCAUCUGGAGGAUUUUGUAGUCUUUGUAAAGCCCUAAUAAAUGGUAUUUGGUGUCACACAGGCAAAAA
Neolamprologus brichardi is the source of this 7171-nucleotide messenger RNA. The record is from RefSeq and is a predicted model, not a curated record. NCBI's taxonomy places the organism in Eukaryota, Metazoa, Chordata, Actinopteri, Cichliformes, Cichlidae.